GUAAAUUUAAUUCGGAAUUUACCUACUGAUAUAAUAAAUAUUCAUCACAAAUUAAUCAUUAAAAUGGAGCAGUGGCUGAGUGAGUCGCUUUCCAGGAUCUUGGCAUUUGAAGUCCCAGAGGAUCUUAUAAACUACAUCUUAGACAUAAAGAAUGAAGGUGAUUUAAAUGAGUACAUGAAAACAUUACUAGAUUUUGAUAAUCCUCAGCAUAAAAACUUUUAUUUAGAGUUAUCAAAAAGAAAGUUUUCAAAUAAAGGCAGUUCCCUUCCAAAACAACAAAAAAAGAAGAUAUCCAAGAGCAAGGGUCAAUCGGAGGUGGUGACGAGUGUGGAGGAGCCCCCGGGGAUCAGUCCGGAGAAGGAAACUGCUGGUGCGGGGAAGAAGAAGACCAAGUAUGUCAACCUGUACUCUCAGGAGGGGAAAAAUGCACAAGUUGUGUUGUUAAAAGGGCGCCACCACUGCGAGUGCCAGGCGUCCAAGCACGAGCUGGUGAACAACUGUGUGCAGUGCGGCCGCAUCGUCUGCAAGCAGGAGGGCUCCGGGCCUUGCCUAUUCUGCGGGAACCUGGUGUGCACUCCAGCAGAGCAGCGUGAGUUAAACCAGAAGACGAAAGCGAGCGCGGCGCUGGCGGAGCAGCUGCGGGAGAAGGGGCGCCCGCGCGGCUGGGAGGCCGCCGUCACGCACCGGAACAGACUGCUGGAGUUCGACCGCACCAGCGAGCGUCGCACGCACGUCACGGACGACGACAGCGACUACUUCAGCUCCAACUCGGUGUGGCUGAGUGCGAGCGAGAGGGAGAGGCUCGGCCGCUACCAGCAGAGUCUGCACGACAAGAAGCACGCGGGCCGGCUGAGCAAGAAGAUCAACUUUGAUUUUGCCGGUCGGCAGAUAGUAGAAGACACGACCAUAGAGCACGAGGUGGAUGAGGAGAAGAUCCGCGAGAUGACGAGCGCGAGGGCGUCCCACGCCGGCUUCGACACGGCGUGGUUCGGCGGCGGCGCGGCGGAUAGGGACGUGGCGCCUGGGGUCAACUCGGAACUGUUGCAGUUCGACCCAUCAGUCCAGACCUACUCCUCAAUCACCACCCGGCCCGGCUCCAGCCCGGGCGCGCUGCGGGUUCAAGACCCCGAGUUGCAGGAGAUGUGCGACGACGGCCGCUGCCUGUCCAUGCACCAGCCCUGGGCCUCGCUGCUGGUCGAGGGGAUUAAGAUGCACGAGGGCCGCACUUGGUACACGAGCCACCGCGGCCGGCUGUGGAUCGCCUCCACCGUGAAGCCACCCGACCAGGAGGUGGUCAGGGCACUGGAGAACCAAUACCGGGCCUUGUAUCCAGACAAGCAGAUAGAGUUCCCCAAGUUCUACCCGACGGGGUGCCUGCUCGGGUGCGUCAACGUUGACGACUGCCUGCCCGAGGAAGAGUACCAGAAGAAGUACCCUAACGGCGAGAGCGACAGUCCCUUCGUGUUCAUCUGCAGUCACCCCGUCAGCCUGAAGCUGCGGUUCCCCGUCAAGGGACAACAUAAGAUUUAUCAACUAGAUAAAACUAUACACCAAGCUGCCGUGAAGUGCAUUCAGAAAAUGUCCAAGAUUCAAGCAGAUGCUUCUGGGUAAAAAUAUUAUAAUAUAU
Plutella xylostella (diamondback moth) is the source of this 1627-nucleotide messenger RNA. RefSeq names its product activating signal cointegrator 1. Gene Ontology annotation, cellular component: RQC-trigger complex; nucleus. The record is from RefSeq and is a predicted model, not a curated record. Gene Ontology annotation, biological process: rescue of stalled cytosolic ribosome. Gene Ontology annotation, molecular function: zinc ion binding. NCBI's taxonomy places the organism in Eukaryota, Metazoa, Arthropoda, Insecta, Lepidoptera, Plutellidae.